Molecule: messenger RNA, 1142 nt
Organism: Lactuca saligna
Lineage: Eukaryota; Viridiplantae; Streptophyta; Magnoliopsida; Asterales; Asteraceae
Source: the annotation of a GenBank genome assembly
CAACCCAACCCAACCAAGCACCAUGGUUAAAGCAAUUAGAAUUCAUGAGCACGGAGGCCCUGAGGUGUUGACAUGGGAAGAUGUUCAAGUCCCGGAUCCAAAAGAAGGAGAAAUCAGAUUGAAGCAAAAGGCAGUUGGUCUAAAUUUCUUGGAUGUGUAUAUGCGUCGAGGUGAGCAGAAUCUAGCUCCGCCCUUGCCAUAUAUCCCAGGUAUGGAAGGAGCCGGAGUUGUAACAGCGGUGGGUCCCGGAGUAACCAGUUGCAAAGUCGGAGAUGUCGUGGCUUACGCCAGCGCGGAGGUGGCCGCCGCCAUUUUUAAGGGACUCACUGCACAUGUCUUGAUCCAUAAAGGCUUUAAAGUUGAACCUGGACAUACGAUCCUGGUACAUGCGGCAGCAGGUGGAGUCGGAUCUGUGGUUUGUCAAUGGGCAAAUGCGAUUGGAGCCACCGUCAUCGGAACGGUGUCGACCAAGGAGAAGGCUGCGCAGGCGAAAGAAGAUGGAUGUCACCAUGUGAUUCUUUACAAAGAGGAGAACUUUGUGGAUCGUGUGAUGGAGAUUACAUCAGGCAAAGGGCUGGAAGUAGUCUACGAUUCGGUCGGAAAAGACACCUUCAAUGGAUCAUUAGCGUGCUUAAAGAACCGUGGAUACAUGGUGCUUUUCGGGACUGCCUCAGGUGUACCAGAGCCUCUGCGAGUUGAACAGAUUGCACCCAAAUCACUCUAUUAUACCUUUUCAUCGAUCACAGAAUACACAGUUGAAAAUCGAAAGGAGCUGCUUGUGGCUGCUCAAGACUUGUUCUCUAAUAUUGCAAAAGGAGUGUUGAGGAUUCGUCUUAAUCACAAGUAUCCUCUGUCUCAAGCAACCCAAGCUCAUAUUGAUCUUGAGAGUCGAAAAACAUCGGGAUCGGUUGUGUUGAUCCCAGACGAGGAGUGAUUUCAUAAGUUUCAUGUUUGUUUGUAUGUUUACUGUUUUCCAUCUAUCUCGUUUUUUGUUUCUUGUAUUCCAACGGACCUUUGUAAUUUUUUGUGGAGGAGGACUACAUAUCCAACACCAAAUUCAAUUUUGUAAUAUAACGUCACUGUUUUAUUUAUUCUGUUCCUCUGUAUUGUUUUCUAAAGUAUCCUAAUUAUCAUAACUAUAG